UCCACUCCGGGAAAUUCCCCGGCAGCUGGCGGCCGGGAAUAAAAGCACAGGAGCGUAAGGGGGGCGCCUCGUCGGCUCCUGCACCCUCUCUGACGCCAGCACCAGCCAUGAAUCCGCACCUCCGCCUCCUCCUCCUCCUCCUGGCCGCCGCCGCUCUAUGCCAGGGUGCGCCGCUGGCCGGCGAGCUGCGCUGCCGCUGCGUGCGGACCGUGUCCGAGGUGAUCCCGCCGCGGCGCCUGGCCCGCCUGGAGUUCCUGGCCGAGGGGCCGCACUGCGCCGUGCCCGAGGUCAUAGCCACGACGAAGCAGGGACAGAUGAUCUGCCUGGACCCCGUCGCACCCUGGGUCAAGCUCCUGGUCACCAGGAUUCUCCGCAGCUCACCCAACAAGCUCUGAGUGAGGAAAGUUGCACCUUGGAAUGAAGUUACCUGUUUGCCACAAGAUCCCAGGAAACAGAUGCUAUGAGGACACAAUAGCUCACCUCUCUAGUUUUGAUGGGUUUGUAGAUCAGAUGCUCUAUGUUUCGUUCCCUCUCCUCAUAUUUGUUACUCCUAAUCCUAUGCGUGGUUUUAUUGACUGAGAUAAAGUGAUUGAAUCCAUUUGAUAAGACAGUGGAAGCUUUGGUGGGCACCUCUCAGCAACCUUCUCAGAGUCUGCUCCACCUUUGUGCCAAACACUAUUUGCCAAUAAGCUCCUUCUUGCCAAACACUAUUUGCCAAUAAGCUUCUAUAAAACAGCAUCAAUACCUGAAAAGAAGCUGGGCCCACAGUGAAGAUAAUUUUGCAGAUGUCUGCAGAGCAUGUGACAGGAGAGGUUUGAAUGCAUUGGGCGUAAUCCUUCCAUCAGGAAUAACAAGAGUGCUGGCUGGCUCUUAACAUUUCAGUGCCUGUCCAGGAUUACAUGGGAAUAAAACCUGGUUCAGGCAAGAAUGUUUUGCUGAAUCUCUUUUUCCUACUCCAAUCCUCCAGUCUUUAACUCACAAUGUACUGUCUAAUGAUAUCACAAAUUUUGCCCCUGAAGCAUUUUUGCCCCUAUUCAAUACUUAGAAGGGUUUAAUAAUUUCUAUGAAAUUGUGGGGGUUUGUGCUGUGACUGGUUUGGUUUUUAACCAGAUAAUGUAGAGGUUGUUUAGUUGGUUUGUUUUUAAAUGAGUUUACGUGACAAUAUUUGGUAUUUAUGCACAAGUUCUAAAGGAACAGUAAAUGUUCUGGAGAGACUUAGACAUUUUAUGUCUUCUUGUAUGACAUAAUGUCAUAACUCAUAAAGAAUAAGUAAUUUUCAUUUUUCUGCUUUGGAAAAUUGUAUGUAAAGAGGUGGA
This is a messenger RNA of Passer montanus (Eurasian tree sparrow), 1316 nucleotides long. RefSeq names its product alveolar macrophage chemotactic factor-like. Gene Ontology annotation, molecular function: CXCR chemokine receptor binding; chemokine activity. Gene Ontology annotation, biological process: antimicrobial humoral immune response mediated by antimicrobial peptide; neutrophil chemotaxis; chemokine-mediated signaling pathway. NCBI's taxonomy places the organism in Eukaryota, Metazoa, Chordata, Aves, Passeriformes, Passeridae. The record is from RefSeq and is a predicted model, not a curated record. Bases 108 to 395 code for a protein of 95 amino acids. Gene Ontology annotation, cellular component: extracellular region. The transcript has 4 exons.